Molecule: messenger RNA, 6232 nt
Organism: Triplophysa dalaica
Lineage: Eukaryota; Metazoa; Chordata; Actinopteri; Cypriniformes; Nemacheilidae
Gene: samd9l
Product: sterile alpha motif domain containing 9 like
Exons: 3
Coding region: 748-5295 (1515 amino acids)
Cellular component (GO): cytoplasm
Molecular function (GO): protein binding
Source: RefSeq, a predicted model, not a curated record
GAAAUGUAAUUACUGAUAUCCAAAAUAGCAACUGUUACUAGUAGAUAUUCCAUUGUUGAUAUCAAGAAUUAUAAUUUUUUUACAAGUAAACAUUGAAUUGUUGAUAUAAAAAAUUAAUAUCCUGAGAAUGAUAAAAAGCUAAUUCGGCCUGCCAUAGAAAGGAUCAUGCAGUUUAUUUUGAGGCUUAUAUAAAAAAUAGGGUUAAAACUAAAUAACUCUAAUUACCUAAAUAAACCCCGACCCCAACUAAAAUAAGAAUCGGUUUAGGAAAAAUAUGGAUAGCAUAAAACUAAACUUUAAAUCCCAAUGGAAUAAUAACAUAUUGUAAUCUGAAACCAACCAAAUUAUUAUAAAAACUAUAAACUACCCUAACCCACCUGCAACUAGACUAGAACUCAAUGUGAAAUAUUGAAAUCAAAUAACAAGGGAGAAGAGAAUUGAUAGCACACUCGCAAGUUUAUUUUCUUUUACUUUAUUUCUAGACAGUGGUCCAUCAUACAGCACAGGUGCCUCUGGUGAGGUCCGCAUUGGGGUACCCAUUACACUCCAAAAGGACUGACAUCCAGUCUUCAGUUUCCAAGCACCGUUCUUCUUUCCCUCCGUGUGCUUCAUCCAACCACCUGUCACCAUACUUACUUCCUACCAGCUCCUGGAACGGCCAGCUUCAUCUCUCCAGUCCCCAAAUGUCUUUCUUCAUCUGGUGCAGAAUGUCUACAUUUUAAAAUUAUUGUUAGAAGCCAAUAAAACAUGGAAAGGCCAGAGGAUCCUCAAACAUGGACUGAGUCAAUGGUGAGCGACUGGUUAAGGUCAAUAGGGAUUAAAGAAACGUACAUUAAAAAACUGCAUGAAGAGGAAGUAGAUGGUCGGGUCCUUCUUGAACUUUCAGAAGAUUUUCUGAAAAAAGAGACUGGAAUGAAAUCAGGGCCUGCACUGUUGAUAAUCAAAAAAAGAGACGAGUUAGGUAAAAGUUCACAAAAAGCCCAGAACCAGCAGGAGCGUUUGGAGAAACAAACUGGUGGAAAAAAUGACCAUGUGGCAAGUGGAAUUAAAACGAAUGAUUCCAGAAAUGAAGAGAUUAAAGACGAUUCUGAGUUUGUGAUUAAAACAAAGGGUGACUCAAAACUUCGACCUUUUGGUACAAAAGGUGAGGAUUUUACAUAUGUAGAAAGCAAUGUUCUCGAGCCAGAAUCAGGUGUUAUUGAUCUCAUUACUCCAUGUCAUGAGUAUAAGUCAUUUAAAAUAGCUGCAACACUGGACCGCCAAAGACUUCAGGCAAAGUUUGCAAAGGAAUUGCUGAAGUUUGCUACAGGGUGUGUUAAUAUGCGUACAAAUGGCACAAUACAUUUUGGUGUCAUGGACAGUAGAGGUGACACUGGUUAUGUUCAUGGUGAAAUUGUAGGUAUUCCUGUUAGAGAAAAAGACAUGUACUGCGAUGCAUUAGAUUACAUUGAAAGGAGUUUUGAUAGGUUUCAAAGUGAACGUAUACGUCCGUGUAUUGGUGUUCUGCAGUUCAUUAAGGUAGUUUGUUCAAACAGCAGCAAGGAACAUUACGUAGUGGAGGUUGAUAUUGAGCCCUCAGUGAGCAAAGUAAAAAAUAAUGUUUUCUCUGUGUGCCUUCCUAAUUUUAACGAGAACGCAAACAAAGUUCAGUUUGAAAAGAAAACUGCUUAUCGUAGAGUGGGUUCUAAAUCAGAUCCUGUGGUAGACCUUAAUCAGUUCUACCAAAAUAUGCCUCACAGAGAUGCUCAGAGAGAAGAAGCAGAGAAAAGGUUUAGUUUCACAACACCAGAACUGUGCCAGAACCUGGGGAAAAAGCUCAUUAUGCUCAUGACAGAUGGAAAGAAAAAAAUGGACAAGGACAAAUGGUACAUACUUGUUACCAACCGAUUUCAGGAGAAAGAUCUACAAAGCAUAGAUUUUUUGCUAAACAUGAACGUGCUUUGUGUAUUUGACUUUGAUGAAGAUUCCAACGUGUCUGGGUUAUGCCAUGAAUACAAUAAGCACCAUGUGGUAAAUCGCCAUUUCAUGCAGAACUACAAAAUUUCCAGUGGCAUGACCAUCAAAGACUUUGAGAGCCACCUUCAUUUGUUUGACCAAAUCAGCUGGAUAUUUUGCAAUGGUAGAAGUGAUUUCAAAGGCAACGAGCCUCCCUGUGAUGAGAAGACCUGGGUAAAAACAAAACGGACUCUCCUAAAAGAUUGUGUGUCACUGAUCUGCAAAGAUGUCUUGCCCAAAGGAACCUUUAAAGUCAUCUUUCUUCUUACUUCCUCUGUAGAAACACCUUUCCUAAACACAUUCUAUGAAUUCAUUACUGAUAUGAAGGGACACGAAGACAUUAUCUGCCUUGGAGAAUCAGUGGAAAACUUCAAGAAAUGGCAGACCUACGCUCUGGAAUCCUGUGACAUGGACACAGUGAACAAUUCAAGUGUUGUUGGAAUGACAAUAAGUCAGGUAAAUGCAACCCUCCAACAGGUCCAGCCUACCACUACACAGGCCUCAAAGAGACUGCCAAUCCAUGUCAAAGGGGAGUGCUUUCUUGAUCUUCGAGAGGAGGAAGUGAGGUUUUCUUUGGAGAUUCUGAGUCUAAACCACUGUGAGGAAACUAGUGGUGAUCUCAUUGAGUCUGAAAAGGAGACGAUUGAGCAGCAAUUUUACCAGGGAGGAAAAGUAACUUGGAUGAAUCUUUGGCUUGCAGAAAAAAAGGUAGUUGGGGAGGUUAUUCAAAGAGAUGCUUACAGUGAAGUCAACAGUCUUUUAAACGAUUGUCUCAUUUGGAGCUUAGAUCGAGGAUCUAUCAGUAUUAUCAACAUAUACCAUCAUCCUGGAAGUGGUGGCAGUACAGUGGCAAGGCAGGUUCUGUGGAAUAACAGAAGGGCUCUAAGAUGUGCUGUUGUGAAACAUUCUUACUCAGCAUCUGUUGUUUCAGAGCAUGCCGUUUGGCUUCGGGAAUAUGAAGAGAAAGAUCUCCAAAAAUGCCUUCCUGUGCUCCUUCUAUUUGAAGAUUGUGAGCAGGAGUAUUUGGAAGAUGUAAAGUAUGAAUUGGAAGUGGCUGUCAAUACUAAGAAAAUAGCACGUGGAACUCUAUGCUUCAUUCUACUAAGUUGUAGACGGUCUCACCAUCCAGAGAAAAUGUGCAAGGAAUCCCCUCAUCGGAAUGUUUCUGUUACUCAUAAACUUUCAGAUGCAGAGAAAAAUCAAUUUUCAAAAAAACGACAAAAGCUUGAAGAACAAUUCAAACCAGAAUUCAUUCUAACAUUUGUCCUUAUGUGUGAGGAUUUCAAGAGCCACAAAAUCACUGAGUAUGUUAAGCAAUUUGUCAAGCAUUUACUUCAAGGCAUUGACCACACAUCUGUUGUUACUAAGCUUGUUCAGUACGUGGCAUUGCUUAACACUUAUGUGCAGAAUUCUUUUAUGUCACUGUCACAUUGUGAAUCCCUGCUUGCUCUGUCCAUCCAUAUGGACAGAUUUCGACAACAUUCCUUUGAGACUGCUUUAAGUGAGCAGGCUAAGUUGGUCUUAAUACACCUGAGGGAUGAAAACACAUACAUUACUUCAAUCAGAAUCAUUCACCCACUGGUUGCAAAGGAAAUCCUUCACCAACUCAUGGGUGACAAACAACAACAAAGUGAUCUUGCUUUGGAUCUUCUGAACAACGAUGUGCUUUUUGAGCACAGGUUCGGUAAAGAUCAGUACAUUAAGUUCUUACGAGAUCUGUUCAUAACGCGACACAAAAUUAUUAAAGGUGAUGAAAUUGACAGCUUUUUCUCCCCCCUAAUUGACCACGUGAGAGAGAAUGAGUGUCCUGACAAAGCUAUAAAGCUUCUUAAGGAGGCCUACAAGCGUUUUAAUGAGGAUGCACUUUUUGCUCAACAUCUGGCUCGUCUCAAUUACAAGCAUGACAGAUUUGAGGAUGCAGAAAAGUGGGCAGAAACUGCAGUAGCAAAAAGGCCAAACAAUUCUUACAUUCUUGAUACCAAAGGACAAGUAUACAGACAGUGGUUUACAGCAAAAUGCAAAGCCAUGGAGCAAAAUGAAAAAACACCCGAAAACACUGUAGAUGCUGUGGAAACUGCACUCAAAGCAAUUGAAUGUUUUCAGGCAUGUGGGAAGGCAGCUGUUGCCGACAAUGAGACCAUGAACAAUGCUGGUUUUUUUGGGGUAGUAGAAGUUGGAUGUGUAUUGCUGAAGCUCAUUUCAUCCCUCCAUGUCUUCUCAAGACCUAAUCAUUACCAGUUCAUGAAAUACCUUCUCACAGAUUAUAUUCCUGUGGAUAUAGAAAAACCAUGGGAACAUUUUCAUUGUAAACUGAAAAAUCUCCAAAAAAACAUGCUGGAGGCAUUGGAAUGGGUUUCUGAGGACUUGAGUUACUUCCAAACUGAUGUAAACAGAGAUGAGGAGAAGACCAUAAAGCAUCCCAUUCACUGGCUGGUUAAUAAGACUUCUGUUUAUGGCCAAUACUUUAUUGAUGCUUCUCUAACAAAAAAUCAAAGCCAAGUUAGGUUAACACCUCUUAUGAAACGAAUGAUGAUUUAUUAUAAUGGUGGGGGAAACAUCACAACAAUCUUUUCCAUCCUAACAAACCAAAAACAUGAUGAUCGUCAAAGUGUUCUUGAGCGCAUUAUUUCAUUUUACCCAAGCAAUCCUAUCAGUGCAAACAUGCCACAGAAGGACCUUGUCAACUACAUUGCGUCACACUUUGCAUUAAGUUGCCUCUCAAUUCAGUCUAAUAAGUUAGCUGCAUUUCAGGAUCUGCAAAAGUUGAGUAACCAGCUUCCUAAAGAGAAACAGAAAUGUUUCCCAAAUGCUCUUUUCUUACUUGUCUUACUUUUCUGGCCAGAAGAACAUGACACUGAAAAGGAAAAGGAGCGCAAGUAUGAAAUUGUUCUCUCUACUGUUGAACACCUCCAGAGAUAUUAUGAAAAGAAAUUAAAAGACAUCCCUCCAAGGAAAAAGAGGAUCUACACACAUUUCUUCCUGGGCAAUGGGGCUGGCUUUGAAAAAAUUGUCCACAAGAGCAAAGUUGAAACAAUCACAAAAGCGUUCUCAGUUUCAGAAAAACGUCAGAAAUGGUUCAGUGGAGAAGUCUGGAAAAUGCCAGAAAUUGCUAAAUUGCUGAGACGUGUCCCAGGGUGGACAGAGGAUGAGAAGGUCUUUCUAGAGAUUCCCACAGAUAAGACAUUUCAGAUCCCAGCUCUGAAUCCAUCCACUAUACCACACAGCAAUGAGAAUGUCACCUUUUACCUGGGCUUUACUUUAAAAGGACCUGUUGCCUACAACAUUACAGUUAGAAAAUAAUUAAAGCUAGCACAAAAUUUGGUAUAAGCAGUUAGAGAAGAAUCAGAAAUGGUUUUCAGAUGAUGUAUAUCUUGCAUUGUUUUUAAGAGACUUUUAAUCAGUUGAAGAAAAGAACCUCUACAAAGCAAUAAUCAAUCUUUUUAUUUUGUAUGAUAUGUAUAUGAUUGGUAACUAAAUAUUACAUUAGCCAAAAUAACACAGUAUGCUGUUUUUUUUCUUUUACAUCUAGAAGUUAUUUUAACUGUCAAAAGUAAUAAAACUUCUUACAAAAUGUUAUUGUAAAUUAACUUAAAGGUACGUUUCAAGAUACUUGUUCUCCUAAUAUGGAGAUGUGAGCAGCAAAUACUUUGUAUGAUGAUAUUUGUAUGUUUGUGAUAUUUUUGUGUAAGGCAAGGCAAGUUUAUUUAUAUAGCACAUUUCAUACACAAGGGUAAUUCAAAGUGCUUUACAUAAAAUGAUUGACAGAAAGAAAUUAGAUGUAUCUUUUAAAACUGUGAAUACUGAUGUGAAGCAAAGAAAAAAACGUCAAUUUCUAAAUAACAGUCAUUCAUCAGUCAUAUUUAGUCAUACUUUAAACUGAUCUGAAGAAAGACUUUGUUUUUAUUAUAUGUACUACUAUACACCAUAUUUAUGUUAUUUAUUAAACUGCUCACUAUUAUGUUUUUUUCAUGACCAAAUAAUUAAUAACUAUUAAUGUAUUAUUUGUUACUAUAUAAAGUAAUUUUGGCCAUACACGAGAGUCUCAAUCUCUUCUGGGAAUUAUCAAUAUAGGCUAUAUAAGUUGACAUGUAUUCCUUACUAUUUUAUACAUUUUAAGCAAGACUCUGUUUCUGGCAGUUGUCACAUCCAAACCACAAGAGGGAGAUAGAGGCACAUAAAUACAACACUGUAACCUGUUUUUACUGUAUAUCAAUUUAGGAAAAUGGAAACAAAUGCU